Molecule: messenger RNA, 1554 nt
Organism: Miscanthus lutarioriparius
Lineage: Eukaryota; Viridiplantae; Streptophyta; Magnoliopsida; Poales; Poaceae
Source: the annotation of a GenBank genome assembly
AUGGCCGUCGGUCUCGUCGAUGCCGGCGGCAGCGAUGGUCGUCAGUACGGCGGGAGGAUCACUGUGUUCGUGGCGCUGUCCUGCGUCACCGCGCCAUGGGCGGCGCUAUGUUCGGCUAUGACCUCGGAACCUCUGGAUGUUUUGCACAGCACAGGUGGCGUGUCAUCCAUGGGGUCGUUCCUCGAGGAGUUCUUCCCGGACGUGUACCGCCGGAUGAAGGGCGACGUGCGCGUCAGCAACUACUGCAGGUUCGACAGCCAGCUCCUGACGCUCUUCACGUCGUCGCUCUACAUCGCCGGCCUGCUCACCGCGAUGCUCCUCUCGUCGUGGUUCACGGCCAUGCACGGGCGCCGCCCGUCCAUGAUCAUUGGCGGGGCGGGGUUCCUCGCCGGCGCCGCGAUCAGCGGCGGCGCCAUCAACGUUUACAUGGCCAUCCUGGGCAGAGCGCUCCUCGGAGUGGGCCUCGGGUUCGCGAAUCAGGUGCGGCGCCGAAAAGAAUUGAAGCCAAGCAAAAUUUUGCAGGCUGUGCUUUUGUACCUGUCUGAAAUGGCACCUGCACGAUACCGAGGAGCAUUCAGCAACGGGUUCCAGCUCAGCCUCUGCCUCGGCUCCCUCGCCGCAAACAUCAUCAACUACGGAGCGGAGAAGAUCACCGGCGGCUGGGGCUGGAGGCUGUCUCUGGGCCUGGCCCGCGUCCCCGCCGUGCUCUUCACUGUGGGCGCCGUCUUCCUGCCGGAGACGCCCAACAGCCUGGUGCAGCAGGGCGAGGACCGUGGCAUUGUGCGCUCGCUGCUGCAGAAGAUCAGAGGCACGGACGACGCCGCCGCCGUCGACGCCGAGCUGGACGACAUCGUCGCUGCGAACAGCGCGGCGGCACGGGGCGGCGACCACAGCGGCCUGCGGCUCAUCCUUUCGCGGCCGAGGUACCGGCCGCAGCUGGCGGUCGCCGUCCUGUUGCCGGCGUUCACACAGCUCAACGGUAUCAACGCCAUCGGGUUCUACGCGCCUGUGCUGCUCCGCACGGUGGGCAUGGGCGAGAGCCUGGCGCUGCUCUCCACGGUCGUCACGGUGGUCAUCUACACGGCGUCGACGGUCGUGUUCAUGUUCGUCAUCGACCGGUUCCGCCGCCGCACGCUGCUGAUCGCCGGCAGCCUCCAGAUGCUGGUCUCCGAGGUGCUGAUCGGCGCCGUCCUGGCGGCCAAGCUGGGCGACGAGGGCGGGAUGGCGCGCGGCUACGCGGCGGCGCUGUUCGUCCUCAUCGGCGUGUACGUGGCGGGCUACAGCUGGUCGUGGGGCCCCAUGACGUGGCUGGUGCCCACCGAGAUGUUCACCAUCUUCAUCGCGCAGGGCUUCGUCGCCAUGCUGUGCCGGAUGAGGGCCUGGCUCUUCUUCUUCUUUGCGGGGUGGAUCGUCGUAAUGACGGCCUUCGUGUACUUGUUCUUGCCGGAGACGAAGGGGAUGCCCAUUGAGCAGAUUGGGAAGGUGUGGAGGGAGCACUGGUUUUGGGGCAGGGUUGUGGGGUCAGAUGAAUUGCAGGCGACUGAUAAGCUGUGA